AUGAACCCUGAAAAUACAGAUGACAUCUGUUUAUGGCUCCCGAACGAAUGUGUCAUUGACACCAAUGCAUUUGAUUCUGAUGAACUAAAUCAGGUUGUAUCUAUUGGCUCAGCACCAAAACCACUCUAUAAACCAUCUGAGAAACCUGAAAGAAAGAAUAAAACUGAGAAAAAGACCUCAGAUCAUGCAGAAAGUAUAGCCAAUACUGAAACCGAGUGCAGGAAAGAGGUUGAUGGACCUCUUUCCUGCACUCGGCUUAGCCCAAAUGGCAAAUGA
Messenger RNA from Parnassius apollo (apollo), 276 nucleotides. NCBI's taxonomy places the organism in Eukaryota, Metazoa, Arthropoda, Insecta, Lepidoptera, Papilionidae. The record is from the annotation of a GenBank genome assembly.